This is a messenger RNA of Drepanopeziza brunnea f. sp. 'multigermtubi' MB_m1, 1632 nucleotides long. RefSeq lists its product as uncharacterized. Gene Ontology annotation, biological process: transmembrane transport. NCBI's taxonomy places the organism in Eukaryota, Fungi, Ascomycota, Leotiomycetes, Helotiales, Drepanopezizaceae. Gene Ontology annotation, molecular function: transmembrane transporter activity. The record is from RefSeq and is a predicted model, not a curated record.
AUGAAUAAAACGGAGCAAGUCAAGAAGUACUCCCUCUUCCUCUCUGGGGCGCGGAGGGUCGACGAGAGCACUUCCCCCCAUCCCCCUCCCCCUCCUUACCUCCUUCAAGUCCGCUCCUCCAAAACGUUCGUCUUGGCAACGAUAUGCACAGCGGUGUUUACCGACAUAUUCCUCUACGGGAUCGUCGUGCCCGUCAUCCCAUUUGCCCUCGCCUCCCGGGCACACGUGCCCCCGUCGUCCGUACAGUCGUACGUCUCGAUCCUGCUGGCCGUCUACGGCGCCGCGCUGCUCGUGGCGUCCCCCGUCGCCGGAUGGUACGCGGAUCGGUCGUCGAGUAGGAGGCUGCCGCUGCUGCUAGGACUGUGGGCGCUGGGCGGCGCGACGGUCAUGCUGUGUCUUGCCCGGACGGUAGCGUUACUGGUUGCAGGGAGGAUCUUGCAGGGCUGCAGCGCCGCGGUGGUGUGGACGGUCGGUCAGGCGCUUUUGGUGGACACGGUUGGCCAGAAGGAUAUUGGGCAGACGUUGGGCUAUGUGGGGAUCAGUAUGAGUCUGGGCAUCUUGCUCGCCCCGCUGCUAGGGGGCAUUGUCUAUGAGAAGGCUGGAUACUAUCCGGUCUUCUAUAUGGCAUUUGGCUUGAUUGCAGUCGAUAUCCUGCUCAGACUGGUCCUGGUUGAAAAGAAGGUGGCUCGGCAAUGGCUGGAUGACGACGAAAACACUGAAUCAGAGAAGACAUCUCGAGAUCCCGAGAAACUCGUAAUCGACAGCAGAUCUCGAGAAGGAACGCAUUCCGAUGAAAUUGGACCCCAGCAAGGAGCCGAUCAAGCUGGGAAAGCGGCUUCAAGUAGACAAGAUUCGGUCGCUCGCCAAAGCCCUGAAACCCAAAUACCCACUCCAACACAGCAACCAUCCAGCAAAUGGCCACCCGUCCUCACCCUCCUCAAAUCCCGCCGUCUCCUCACAGCCCUCUGGGGCUGGAUCGUCCAAGGCUCGCAAAUGACAGCUUUUGACGCCGUCAUCCCCCUCUACGUCCAACGAACCUUCCACUGGAACUCCAUAGGGGCCGGCCUCAUCUUCCUCGCGAUUAUGAUUCCCGGGUUCCUAGCCCCGUUAGUCGGCUGGGCAUCCGAUAAGUACGGCCCACGCUGGCUGACCGUAACGGGAUUCAUGCUCGCCGUGCCAUUCUGGGUCCUGCUGCGACUGGUUACUUACGAUGGUCUUGAUCAGAAAGUCCUGCUGUGCGCAUUGCUGUUCUUGAUUGGGAUAACGCUGACGUUGGUGAACGCCCCGCUCAUGGCGGAGAUCACCUACGUGGUUGAAGCGAAGGAGAAGGAGAAGCCCGGGAGAUUUGGGACAAAUGGAGCGUAUGCUCAAGCAUAUGGACUUUUCGUGACGGCCUUUGCUGCGGGCUCGCUCAUCGGGCCGCUGUGGUCCGGAUACGUCGAGGAGAGUGCCGGGUGGGGAACGAUGGCCUGGUCCUUGGGUCUUCUUGGGGUGUCGGGUGCUGUUCCUUGUCUGAUAUGGACGGGGGGCUUGAUAACGGAGGAGAACGCGAAGAGCGGGGAGGAGAGAGCGAUUGGGAGAGGCGCGUUGGGGGAGAUGAGUGAGGCUCAACUCGAGGGUGGUGAUGUCUAG